AUGGAGGUGACUCGGCGAUAUUGUGGCGCUCGCUGUCGGCUUGAUGCCCGAUUUCCUCCCAGAUUCCUCUCGGACCUUGACGGUUUCGGCGGCGAGUGCGGCGCAUUGCCUGUGAGCACAGCCAUCGGAUCAUUAGCAUCCCGGUUCCUGGGCCCAGUGGUAGAUCGGGAGAUGGACUUGUCGACGUCCCACGCCACGUCGCUCUUAGGUGCCCCCGCGUCCGCGUAA
Messenger RNA from Parastagonospora nodorum SN15, 228 nucleotides. RefSeq lists its product as hypothetical. NCBI's taxonomy places the organism in Eukaryota, Fungi, Ascomycota, Dothideomycetes, Pleosporales, Phaeosphaeriaceae. The transcript has 2 exons. The record is from RefSeq and is a predicted model, not a curated record. Bases 1 to 228 code for a protein of 75 amino acids.